GAUCCUCCCCAACAACCGCCAUACAACCAAAAUCCAUUUCCAUUCUUAUUCUUGUUAAAGUUUCUGAUCCAAGGUCUAUUCUAUCCACAUAUACACACAUAUACGCACAUAUACACACAUAUACACACAUAUACACACAUAUACACACAUUCAUGCCUAUUUGGUACUUAUACAUACAUAAGAUCGCACACUCUAUUUCAUCCAUAUUUCAACGUCCACACACCACACACCGCAUAUCCAUUCCAUUUCUUUCUUCUCUUCCUGUUUUUCAUAUCUGUUGAUUAUUUGCCCAAGAAACUACCUACACAUGCUGUACUAAUACUGCCGUCUGCUACUUGUCGCUUGUUAUCCGAUUCCUCCUGCUCUUCCACCUCGUAUCAUUCCACAUCUCCAAUUUAGAUGUCAAGUGAACGCACAGCACGACAAGCCACUUUAUUUCUCUCAACCCAGAAUCCCGUUAGGAACAGAACCAAAGUCAAUCCAGUCCAAUCCAAUCCAAUCAAUCAGCAUUCAACAUUCAACAUUCAACGUUCAAUAUCAGCAGCACUUUGACUACCAUACAUACAUAGUGUUAGAUACUACGAGAGACCAUACCACCCACCUCUCCAUACAAUCCAUACACUCCAUACAAUCCAUACACUCCCAUACACUCCAUACAUAAUCUCGUUUCCCAUACUUCCUAGCUCAUUCAUUCAAGCGUUUUUUUUUUUCCCUUUUCUUUUAUCAUCGCUUGCCCUGCAGUCAGUCCAUCAUCCUUUGUUGAACACACAGUCAAAUACACGUUCACAUAAAUACAUAUACGCAUUUUCACACUGCACAAUUGUCUGCCCUUCUCUCAUUCACCUCACGCCCUCUCCCUUUUCAAGAAGAACAAAAGUCGCGGAUCACCUUCAUCCGCGUUCUUCGAGAGAAUGUAUUCAUCGCUCCCUAGUGCGCCCUGGAACCCAACCGCUUCAAUCUCAUCACCCAUGGUACGAGAAAGGAGUGCACAAUCAAUCUCCGUCUCACCAAUCUCCCCACAACCAACGACCACCCCAACAUCGCCCACAUCAUCAUCUACCAGAGGUCGCCUCAGAGGUUUAAGUUACUUGCGAAGUUACACACAAAACCACUUAUUAUCGAGGGAGCAUCAUAAUCCAAAUUCGUCAAAUUCCUCCAAUUCCAAUAGUAAUAACCAUCCCAAUCCACCACCCACACUCUCACACACCUCAAGUUAUCCUUCGCCUUCAUCCCCCACGUCAGCGAGCGCACACCCUCACGCCUCUUCUGCAGCCUCGCCUGCAACGCCUGUAACGCCUGCAACUUCUGCAACUCCUGCAACUCCUGCAACUUCUGCAACGCCUGCAACCGAAAUUCUUCCUCGACAAAUUUCACCCACUGCGCGAAGAUCCACAAAUCCCCCCGAAUUAACAUCUGCAGGUUCGAGUAAUCAAGAAAAUCUUGGAUCGACAAGUGGGUGGUUACCGACAGUGGGAGGUCACAGCGGAGUAUCAAGAAUUGCAACUCAGCCACAACCUACUGCGACUGCCUCCUCUUCAGCUGUCUUAUCGGCCAACGAUUCAUCUGCGAUAACUUCUGGUCUUGAGGCGUCGAUGGCAAGAACCAGAUCCGCAGGAACAGGAGGGGCAGCAGACAUGCCUUUAUUAAAUGACUCGGGCGAAAACAGUUCUCAGCCAACAAGAGAAACCAUGUCGCAUCAGCUACCAUCAAUUCGUUUCUCUCCGCAUCAAGAUCCUCGAGCUCAUCGUCCAUCUCUCGUAUUUGGCACCAUGAGUCGAACCCUCCCGACAGGAAAGGAGAUUAUAAAAGUUGGUCGAUAUUCCGAAAGAGAUAAUCAACCCCCUCAUGCUACAAAUGUGCCGUCGUUUGCACCAGUUGGAUUCAAGUCAAAAGUGGUUAGCAGGCGUCAUUGUGAAUUUUGGUGCACGGGAGGGCGUUGGUUUAUAAAGGAUGUGAAAAGUUCAUCGGGCACAUUUCUCAAUCACAUACGAUUGAGUUCACCGGGAACAGAAUCAAAACCAUUCCCAGUGAACGAUGGCGAUAUAGUCCAAUUAGGUAUAGAUUUCAAAGGUGGUGAGGAAAUGAUAUUUAGAUGCGUCAAAAUACGAGUUGAACUCAACAAAGGAUGGCAAACCGGUCCUAGCAGUUUCAAUGUACAAUCCCAUAAGCGCUUACGCGAGCUCAACAACAAUCUCAAGAAGCAAGCCGCCGGUGGUUCGAGUAGUUCCUCGCAAGAUUGCUCGAUUUGUCUUGGACCCAUAGCACCCUGCCAAUCUUUAUUCGUCGCACCCUGUUCUCACACAUGGCAUUACAAAUGUAUACGAGUGGUGAUCAAUGGUCCCACUUGGCCUCAUUUUAUAUGUCCAAAUUGUCGUACAGUCGCAGAUCUCGAGGCAGAGCUUGAUGAACCAGAUGGAGAUUGGGAGGAAUUAGCCACAUCUGAUGCCGAGGCGGAGGUGGAAGCAGUAUCAGAAUCUGCAACAAAUUCAAACAAUCCCCUUGGAACCGAGCCAACGACCCAGGAAGCGAUUAUACCACAGACGAGUGAUCCCACGGCCGCUCCAACUCUACCGGAGCCGGAAACCUUUGAACCUUUGAAUAUGAAUCACAUCGAAGAUGAUCUCGACACGAGCGAUGAUUCUAGUACUGGUGCUCACGCCCACGAAUCUAGACUCGAAGAUAUAGCUUUUCUUAACGUAAGCGAUUCACAAACCAGUUCGGCGUCAGCCACACCAAUUCCUCAAACCAACCUGAAUUCUACAGUAUCACCUGUCGACAUAAUUGCAAGAAAGCCAGUCCCUAGUGCCACCUCUAUCUCUCGUUCUGAGCGCGGUUCACCAAGUCCAAAUGGUAUGCAUCCUGCAUUAACAGAUCCUCUCACGGGUGAAGGGCCAAUGACACCUAGAAAUGAUGUAGGACCAUUCAUUUUUGACGGUGGGGCGGGGUUAACAGACACAAUCAGGCUAGCCACUGGAUCUAGCAAUUUAGAUUAUAAUGAAACACCAACGACAGCUCACUCAACACCGCAUUCUGCUCUUUAGAUUUUCUCUCAAGAGGAACAAUCAAUCAGUACGAAAGGAUUUGGCCAGGGCAAAUUUUCUGCAUUUUAGCGAAGGAUUCUCUGUGGGCGAUCAUUUGAUGUCUAGUGGUUAAAUUCAUCACUUUUGUAUGGUUACGAUAAAUGAUAAUAAACGACAAAUGAUCUGGGUACAUAUUUUCGAGGGAACAAAUGAGGGGAAUAAGAAGUUAGUUUGCAUGUUGGGAUGAAUGGUGAUAGGCGUAUACUUGGGAGGAUUCAAAGUCACUUGAGAAAUGGAGUGGGGUGGAGUUAAUUGCUUCUUAUAUGAGCUGGUUGAUUGGGAAUGUGUUAUUGAUAGAGGAGAAAGGGUAGGGGGAAGCGAAUGCGCUAGAUACAUACGCACUUGCAUUUACAUUUACAUAUGCGGUUAGGAAUAGGAUCAGGAAUAGCGAAAUGGGGUGAGCCAGCGUCGAGCCAACUCGGAGGACUUGAUAGAUAUAUCUCGCUUUGUUGAGAGUAGCGGAUCAGGGAUACCUGGAAAUAUGAGAUGUUCUUAUUA
Molecule: messenger RNA, 3578 nt
Organism: Botrytis cinerea B05.10
Lineage: Eukaryota; Fungi; Ascomycota; Leotiomycetes; Helotiales; Sclerotiniaceae
Exons: 3
Coding region: 912-3041 (709 amino acids)
Biological process (GO): negative regulation of septation initiation signaling; mitotic spindle assembly checkpoint signaling; protein ubiquitination
Cellular component (GO): cell division site; mitotic spindle pole body; ubiquitin ligase complex
Molecular function (GO): protein binding; ubiquitin protein ligase activity
Source: RefSeq, a predicted model, not a curated record